Molecule: messenger RNA, 1093 nt
Organism: Panicum hallii
Lineage: Eukaryota; Viridiplantae; Streptophyta; Magnoliopsida; Poales; Poaceae
Product: protein YLS3-like
Exons: 3
Coding region: 197-808 (203 amino acids)
Biological process (GO): lipid transport
Molecular function (GO): lipid binding
Source: RefSeq, a predicted model, not a curated record
CCGCCCACUGCCCACAUGAACGCGGCGUGCGCGCUCGUGCUCACGCGGCCACACACCCUCUCUAUAUAUCGCACGUCGCCGCACCUCCCCUCCACCAUCAAGCGGCGCAAAAUUCCACUCCAUCACUAGCUCUCACGCGCACUUCGCCGCCUUCACACACAGAGAGCAUCAUCAGCUUGGGCAAGCUCCGUCCGCCAUGGAUCCGAGGGCCUUGGUCCUGGUGCUCGUGGCUACGGCGGCGAUGUCGGCGGCGGUAGUGGGCGGGGACUUCGCGGCGGACCGGGCGGAGUGCUCGGACAAGCUGGUGGGUCUGGCGACGUGCCUGACGUACGUGCAGGACGAGGCGUCGGCGCCGACGCCGGACUGCUGCGCGGGGCUCAAGACGGUGCUGCAGACCAGCCGCAAGUGCCUCUGCGUGCUCGUCAAGGACAAGGACGACCCCAACCUGGGGCUCAAGCUCAACGUCACCAAGGCGCUGGGGCUCCCCGCCGUCUGCAAGGCCUCCGCCAACAUCUCCGACUGCCCCAGGCUGCUGAACCUGGCGCCCAACUCCAAGGAGGCCCAGGUGUUCGAGCAGUACGCCAAGCAGGCGGCGGCGCAGGGCACCGCCCCCAGCGGCACCGGUGGCGGAAGCAGCGCGGCGACCGCGGGCGCGCAGAAGAGCGGAGCCGCUGCCGGCGGCGGGCCCGCGGGGCGGUGGUUGGGAGUGGGGAAGGUCGGUGAAGGCGGCGCACGCGCGGUGGUGCUCAUCCCCCUUCUCGCCGCGGCCGCUCCACUCGCCGUGCCUCUCCUGAUCCUGCUGGGAUAGACGAGAUGGUGGCGGAUCGGAGGUGGUGGUUGCGGCUUGCGUGCGUGCGUGGCUGUGCUGUGGCUGUUUCUUGUGGAAAGGAAGUGAGGUCCAAUGAGUAGUAGCUGCAAAGUACCGUUGCCAGUUAAUUAUCGUUUGUUUAAACGAGAACCGUUGGCGGUUACUAUCUCCCAUUAGCAUCAGCUAUGGACAAAAACUCGUCGAUUCCCAUUGCUUUUGGGAACUGGUUUGCCUCCUUCGACGGGGAGAAAAAUCGUGUUGCUACGCGGUCUUGUUUCAAAAGCA